This is a messenger RNA of Pyrenophora tritici-repentis Pt-1C-BFP, 561 nucleotides long. RefSeq lists its product as uncharacterized. NCBI's taxonomy places the organism in Eukaryota, Fungi, Ascomycota, Dothideomycetes, Pleosporales, Pleosporaceae. The record is from RefSeq and is a predicted model, not a curated record.
AUGGACGCUGAACAUAACACUCUUGGCAGCUUUGUCGAGGCGUUCAGGCAGGUUGUUAUCGCUAAGAUAGCUUGCGUACCCACCGAUGCUUCCGACGACACUACCAAGACUAUCAUGGGCGAGAUCACGGAAGAAAUCAACACCAACGACCUCAAGCAUCGCAUUGUCGUCGAAGUCAUCUACUCCAAGGCUAUGCUAGACUCUGCUUGGUGCACGACCGCUAUCAAGUUACUCGCACGCCUCUGCGAUAUCACUUCACCGAACAUCAACAACCCGAACAAGGAGGCAUGCCCCGUCCUGACACCAACAUGCCGACACAUUGUUCGCUUCCUACCACGGCGACUUUGCAGUACAGACACGCCGGCUCUCAGGCUUGAUCCCGCCACCAAGAUCGAUAUUAUGGCGAAGAUGAUAACAUCGGAACAUCUUUUUGUGGAAACAAACUUCGACUUGCUCAUCCACUUCAUCUACACAGUUGGACCAAAUAUCGAUAUGUCGGAGCAGUGGGGUCCAGAACUGGACGUGGUCCUGCAGUCGCUCCAAGAUGGGGUCUCUGAGUAG